CGCUGGGAACACAAAGGAGCGUGCCGCUUUGCUGCUGGCCGCCCUGCGCUCCCACCCUGUCCCCUAGACUUUUUUCUCCCUCCGGGCUAUUCCCACCCCUCCUCCUUCCGACCGCGGGUCCGGGGAGGCGGGAGCAGGUUCUCAUGAGACGCACCUGUCCCAGGGAGAGACGUCGGGACUCGUUGCAGAGACUUUCCUUGGGCUCACUCUCCAUCUCUACUCUUACAGUUUUAGAUUGGAAAGUCUAGCCUGCCGUGUACAGUGAGUCCCUAAGAAGUGUAAUGAGAUCCGAUAAUGCUUUAAUGAGCCACAGGUCCGAAGCCGGGACCAAAUUUCCUCGGAUCUGUUGGGCUUCACACACGGUUUUGCCUCCGUGGGCAUCUCAGCUGCUGAUUACCCUUAACAAGUGUCCAGUCCCGGAUGCCCACUUGUAAGGUUACUAGUUUAUUAGCUCUCUGAAGUGAGAUUCAUCUUAACUGAUUAUUAGUAAACACCCGUCAGGUGUUUGUUGUGUUUGUUACUAAAUCCAGGUGUUUUUAAGCGCAUAAAACUCUUGUAUCUAUUUUUAAAAGAAACUCUUUAGAAUCUAUAAUUUACAUCAGGGAAUCCUGUUUCCAGAAUGCACAUUAGGCCCAGAUUGGUUAGUUGAAGUUUCGUGUCUGGUAUUAUGAAUAUUGUUUUUAUAUCAAACAUUUUGGCACUCCUUUCUCUACAUCCAGUCAUAUUUUGUAUAUGCUUCUAUUAUAGUCGUUUUCACGCUGGACCUUGAAUUUGUGUUCUCCUGUGUUUUUCUUCCCUAUCAUUGAUGCCCAGCAUAUGGAAAAAUCUUUCAAAUCCUGGCUCCCCUUUGGAGCUUGGGAAGUUACUUAACUUAAAGCUUCGAUUUCUUCAUCUGUAAAAUGGGGACCAUAAAUAGUACCUGCCUCUUAAGCUUGUGCGAAUAUUAAAUGUGAUAAUAUCUGGAGUUUACUUGGCAUGGUGCCUACAUAUAGUGCUCAGUAAAUGUUAGCUAUUUUUAAUUUUUAUGAAUAUAUUUAUUAUUAAACUGAUCCCAUUUUCAAGCGCUCACCAAGUCUUUUAGACAGUCCAAACACAAUCUUACCAUGAUUUACUCUGCAAGUAUCAUUCACAAAUGUGAAAAGAGGAAAACUAUAAAGCAGGUGUUGCACCAUUAAUAAUUUCAUUGAAUUAUUUUCCUGCUGUUUCUGUGAUAAGUAAAUAUUUCAUUCUUUUUGAACCAUCUGUGGCAGUGCAAUGCCACAUAUUUAGCGUGAUUCAUUUGCUGAAUAACACUUUGACCAUUUCCAAUUCUGUUUGUGUUAUAAUCCACAGUUUCGUGACCUUGUCCAGUAGGAGGCUAUUUUAUUUUUACAACUGCUCAAGUUUUGACAUACGAGAUGAAGCAAGACGCCACAAGAAAUGCUGCCUACACUGUGGAUUGUGAAGAUUAUGUGCAUGUGGUAGAAUUUAAUCCAUUUGAGAGUGGCGAUUUAGGAAACCUAAUUGCAUAUGGUGGCAAUAAUUAUGUGGUCAUUGGCACGUGUACAUUUCAGGAGGAAGAAGCAGACGUUGAAGGAAUUCAGUAUAAAACACUACGAACAUUUCACCAUGGAGUCAGGGUAGAUGGCAUAGCUUGGAGCCCAGAGACUAGACUUGAUACAUUGCCUCCAGUAAUCAAAUUUUGUACUUCAGCUGCUGACAUGCGAAUCAGAUUAUUUACUUCAGAUCUUCAGGAUAAAAAUGAAUACAAGGUUUUAGAGGGCCAUUCAGAUUUUAUUAACGGUUUGGUGUUUGAUCCCAAAGAAGGCCAAGAAAUUGCAAGUGUGAGCGACGAUCAUACCUGCAGGAUUUGGGACUUGGAAGGAGUUCAGACAGCUCAUUUUGCUCUUCGUUCCCCUGGAAUGAGUGUGUGCUGGCAUCCUGAAGAAACUUACAAGCUGAUGGUUGCAGAGAAGAAUGGAACAAUCCGAUUCUAUGACCUUAUUGCCCAACAGGCUAUUUUGUCUCUUGAAUCAGAACAGAUGCCAUUAAUGUCAGCACACUGGUGCUUAAAAAACACCUUCAAAGUUGGAGCUGUUGCAGGGAAUGAUUGGUUAAUUUGGGAUAUUACUCAGUCCAGUUAUCCUCAAGAGAAGAGACCUAUCCACUUAGAUCGAGCCUUCUUAUUCAGGUGGUCCACAAUUAAUGAAAACUUGUUUGCAACAACUGGCUACCCUGGCAAAAUGACAAGCCAGUUUCAAAUUCACCAUUUAGGACACCCCCAGCCCAUCCUCAUUGGCUGUGUACCGGUUGGAUCUGGUCUUUCCUGGCAUAGAACUCUCCCACUGUGUGCAGUUGGAGGAGACCACAAGCUGCUGUUCUGGGUGACUGAAAUGUAAAAUAAAUUUGUUCUGUACUUCAGGUCCAUAAAAUUUGUAUUUUUAGUACAGAUUUUAGAGAAUUCCUUAUUUUUAUAUUAAAUACACUAUAAGCUUUAGAAAUAUCUCACUUAUUGGCUUUUGUUAAAUAAAAUGUUUAUGGUUUGAAAAAUUA
Messenger RNA from Trichechus manatus latirostris (Florida manatee), 2532 nucleotides. It is a transcript of the gene NUP37, whose product is annotated as nucleoporin 37. The record is from RefSeq and is a predicted model, not a curated record. NCBI's taxonomy places the organism in Eukaryota, Metazoa, Chordata, Mammalia, Sirenia, Trichechidae. Bases 1398 to 2378 code for a protein of 326 amino acids. The transcript has 9 exons. Gene Ontology annotation, molecular function: protein binding. Gene Ontology annotation, cellular component: nuclear pore outer ring.